Molecule: messenger RNA, 2130 nt
Organism: Myripristis murdjan (pinecone soldierfish)
Lineage: Eukaryota; Metazoa; Chordata; Actinopteri; Holocentriformes; Holocentridae
Gene: senp8
Product: SUMO peptidase family member, NEDD8 specific
Exons: 2
Coding region: 162-803 (213 amino acids)
Biological process (GO): proteolysis; protein deneddylation
Molecular function (GO): cysteine-type peptidase activity; deNEDDylase activity
Source: RefSeq, a predicted model, not a curated record
GUCGUGCACGACUGUCGCAAAAUGUUUACGGUGCCGAAUCGCUUUACGUUUGGCACUGCAAUGAGGGACAAGGUUGCAUGUUUCCUGGAUGUUGUUGUUGUUGUUGUUUUUGUUGUGUGAUCUUCUUCUGUCAGCCUGACGCUCUGUGACUGACGUGGAGGAUGGACCCCGUGGUACUGAGCUACCAGGACAGCCUCCUGCGACGCUCCGAUGUGGCCUUACUGGAGGGACCUCACUGGCUCAACGACCAAGUCAUCGGCUUCGCCUUCGAGUACUUUGCCGCCGAGCGCUUCAAAGUCCUGGCCGAGAAAACCGCCAUCUUCAUCAGCCCCGAGGUCACCCAGUUCAUCAAGUGUGCUUCCUGCCCGGAGGAGCUGGCCCUGUUCCUGGAGCCGCUGGAUGUGGCCUCCCGCCGCUGGGUCUUCCUGGCCGUCAACGACAACUCCAACCAGACGGCCGGAGGCUCCCACUGGAGCCUGCUGGUCUACCACCGCGACUCCACCCACUUCGCCCACUAUGACUCUCAGAACGGCAGCAACUCGCUGCACGCGCGGCGCAUCGCCACCAAGUUGGAGCCCUUCCUGGGUGCCGGGAGGAAGGUGCUGUUUGUGGAGGAGCCGUGCCCGUCCCAGCAGAACAGCUAUGACUGUGGCAUGUACGUCAUCUGCAUCGCCGAGGCCUUGUGCGAGAAGGCCAGGGUGGAGGGCUCGCCGCGCCUUCCCGUGCAGACCAUCACCCCGACCUACAUCACCCAGAAGAGGGCUGACUGGUGCAGACUGAUCCAGAGACUAGCCAAAGAUUGACCUCUGCUGCUUUCCCUCCCUCUCUCUCUCUCUCUCUCUCUCUCUCUCUCCCUCCCUCUCUCUCUCUCUCUCUCUCUCUCUCUCUCUCUUUCUCUCUCUCUCUCUCUCUCUCUCUCUCCCUUAGCACUUAGCUUGUCUUCACUAUAUGCAGAACAGCUGUCAGGCCCCACAUAUCGACUGCUGGAUCCUACGAAUGCACUCCAUACUCUAAUGCAGUACAUACAGUAACUAUAUAUUAAAGUGUAUAUCCCUAUGAUAGCCCCUAUCAUAGAAUAAAAAUAAUGAUAAAGCAAUGUUACAAAUCUUUCAGGAUCCACGGAACAACCGGUGUCAUGUUUAUCCCCUGUACAUCCACAGCAAGAUACAGUAUGUAAACAAUAACACCAGCAUGCCUAUAAGACGAAUUUACUCCCAUGUACAUAUUCAAUAAGGAUGGGGAAUCUGUCAUUUGGAAAAAAAAAAAAAAAGGAGGCAGGAGCUUUUCUUUGCCAUAUUUUAUUUUAUCGGUUUGAAGUGAAUGUGGAAAUGUUUACAGAUUAUUGCUCAGGGUCAUUGUAAAUGAACUAGAAUUGACAUGAAGAAUGUGCAUUUUUCUAUUGAGUUUGGCUUUUGUUUUGGUCAGUAUUUCAGUCAUAUUCAUCUUAUUUCUCCUCGGGAGCAUCUUCAUCGGCUACAGCAGCAAACUAACAAGCAGUGUUUAAGCAGGAUGUGCACUCUGAGUUGGUGAAAUGUAGAAUGUACCCUACUUUCCUGUUGAAAGCAUAAUAUCAAAGUUCAUUUGCGUUGACUUCUUUAAAAAAAAAUAUUACAUUUUGGUUGAUUCAUUCAACCAUUCUUAUUUGACGUUUGAAGUUUUGAUCAAGCUGUGGUCAUGAAAUAUGUUUGACAAAAUUUUUCUCACUUUUUUUUUUCCCCAGCAAAAUGAAUUCUGGUAUCUUGUGUUGAGUAUACAAUUACCUCAUGAAGAAAUGUAUGGGUCGGUGUGUGUAUAUGCACAUAUUUGGUGUAAAUGUUGCAGAACAAAUUUGCUUAAAUGUAUUGUAAGAGUGACAAAUGUAUCAAAUUGACUUACAGCCUUUGCUUUAGUUGUGAACCAACAUGCAAUAAGACAGACAAUAAUAUAAUAUCCCCUGUUGAAUUAACGCUUCACCUUUCGGGCGCAGGCCAGUUGCAGCCAGUUGCUUGGUAAGAACUUCCAAUAACUCAUGUGAGCAUUGAAAUGUGACAUCUUGUACUAGUAUGAGCAAAACGAACAUCGUAUUUAUCCACAGGAAUGCAGUGAUUUGAUGGAUUGCAGAUUAUAAUAAAGCUACGACAUUGUCCAGAA